This is a messenger RNA of Colletotrichum acutatum, 1139 nucleotides long. RefSeq lists its product as uncharacterized. The transcript is spliced from 3 exons. The coding region runs from base 131 to 919 and encodes 262 amino acids. NCBI's taxonomy places the organism in Eukaryota, Fungi, Ascomycota, Sordariomycetes, Glomerellales, Glomerellaceae. The record is from RefSeq and is a predicted model, not a curated record.
AAGUGGGAGGGCCACCCGACCACAUCUGUGUCCCUUGCACAUCUCAGAGCGGCAGCCAAGAACCGAAGAAAAAAAUCCCAUCUUUCUUCAUCCAAUUUGAUGCUACUGGUUCCAGAACGGGCACCUGGCCAUGCACAUCAGUUCGUUCCCACAUCAUGGAUGCUCCCCUUACCCGCAUCGCCCCUUCUACCGCCACCCCCUCCUUACGGUGUGCGGUGUGCCCUCUUGCUCUUCCUCCUCAUCGAUCCUCAAUACUCAUCCCUACCUCUUCCCCAUUCCAUCUGGGCUGGCCAGGCCUAAGAGCAAGACCCUCUACUUCUGUACCUCUGUGCCUCUCCCUCUCUCUCUCAUCCUUUGCCAAUUCUAUCCCACGAAGCGGGAAGCUGUGGCUCUGUCUGUUCAUCUCUGUCUCUCCAUCUCCAAUUGCACUGCUUUUUCCUCUGCUCCUUGGCUUCUCACUCACACACACACAAAUACACUUACACUUACACGCCUCUCCCCUCUAAACCCACCCCUCCUCGAACGCCACUUAACCCACUGUCUGGCCCGGUCGUUUCCCUCUCGCCUUACCCGUCGCUCACCCAGACUCGACUCUCGACUCGUCCUGUCUUCUCUCUCCCAACAGCCUCGGUGUAGUGUAGUCGGGCAGUCCUCUCUUGCUCAUCAGCACUGCCAUCUCGGCCUCUUCCUGGUGGUAUCUCUGAAAAGAAAAGGUGCGACACAUACACCACGGCAACAACGGACGCAUAGCGGCGAAGUGGUUGCCGCCUACAUCUCGGAGCCCUCCUCAAGUCGGCCAACGGCGCAAUCUUGGAACCCACCUCCAGUGCUUCAGUACCUCCUCGACAGCUCCCCCGAGCUCGAAACUGUGGGCAUUAUCCUGCACCAUCUACACUACUUCAUCGCCGCUUGCCCAUAGCUUUCAUAUUGCUCAACAAGCAACUAGGAUUCUUAGAGCCUCCACAUUCUGCUUGCUUGUGCAAGAUACCCGGCCCUUGGGUUUUGGCCACCAUCCUGUCGGACUAUUCUGUCUAACCUCGCUUACGUUGACUUGGUUUUUUUCAACCGGUCGAGUCUCGUCUUGCCACUGGGGGCAUCUCAGUCGUCAACUCUCCAUACUCCUUUAUUCCCUUGGAUCG